Molecule: messenger RNA, 2082 nt
Organism: Menidia menidia (Atlantic silverside)
Lineage: Eukaryota; Metazoa; Chordata; Actinopteri; Atheriniformes; Atherinopsidae
Source: the annotation of a GenBank genome assembly
GGGUGUUUACACUGGAUGAAUGAUUUACGGAGGUCUGUCGGGAAAGCGGUGGAUGAGGUCCACCCUGGUCCAAAAGCGCCGUGUGGGUCACGCGGCACCUGAUUCUUCUCCAGCAUGGGGACGUUUAUUAAAAUACUGCUGAGUUUGUGCGCGCUGCACCUCUUAGUAAAUUCUAGCAAAACUGUGGAUGCGUCUAGGAGACCAUGGACAGCUGCAAACAACAGGAGGACCAGAUCUGUGGCCAAACCUGUGCCCAUCAGCUGUAGACUGGGGAAUUGGUCACCAUGGACAUCAUGUAACUCCUGCACGGACAAAACAGUGAUUAUACUUCUUUUUCCCCUUCCGCUUCCGAUACCUCGAAAAGCCAUCUCAGUUUGGUGGGGAGCAGUGUCACGAGACCCUGUGGGACAGGCUGGCGUGCCCCAGGGCAACCGAGCAGUGUAUGGUACCCGAUUACUGCGGAGAGAGCUUCACCUGCAAAGGAACAGGCAGGUUUCCGUCCACGUGCACUGGGACGGCCCCUUUUUUCUAAAGCCAAAAUGGCGCUGCAUCGGUCAGUCCCUCCGCUGCAACGGAGAACCAGACUGUGAGGAUUUCUCUGACGAAGACGAGUGUGAAAGUUUCAACCGAAGAGAAGACAAGUGCUCCACGUUCCUGCCUAUUCCCGGGGCUGAGCGUGGCACGCAAGGGUACAACAUUUUGACUGAGGGCUUCAUGAGUCAGGUUCUUGACCCUAAAUACUUUGGAGGAAAGUGUGAAUACAUAUACAAUGGCGAAUGGAGGCAGUUCAGUUACGACGCAUUCUGCGAGAGCCUGCACUACAACGAAGAGCUGAAAAACUACCGGAAACCUUACAAUUAUCACAACUACCGUUUUAUGGCUGAAGCAACAACAGAGGGAACCCACGAGUACUACGAAGACAUGCAGAGCUUACUCAACGCUAGGAAAACGUCGUCAUCCUUCAAUCUUGGAGUCUCAGUCGGGGUCUAUUAUGUGGAAGCUGGCUUGAGUGGCAGCGAAGAGUCAGAGUUCCUCAAGAAUGUGACAAAGUUCAACAGCAAGGACUAUGCCUUCAUGAGGGUUUGGUCCAAAGUCCAAACAGCCAACUUCAAGAUGAGAACGAAUCAGCUGAUGCUUCACGAGGAUUUCUACGUGGCUCUAAUGGAGCUUCCCGAGAAGUACGACUUCGGGCGAUACUCGUUCUUCCUGAACACGUUCGGCACCCACUACGUCACCGAGGGGACCAUGGGGGGGAAACUGGAAUACGUCUUUAUUCUCAGCAAAGCGGAAAUGGAAAAGUCAAAUGUUGACGCUGAGACCGCAAAGUUGUGCAUCGGUGCUUCUCUUGGCGUGAGUUAUCCAAUCAGUGGUGACGUAACAUUAGGUUUUAAGGCCAAAGGGAAAGGAUGCGAGAAAGACACUACUAUUCAAGAUGGGAGAACCAACAGUUCAUCCUUGAUUAAGGACGUUGUCACUCUAGUGAAGGGGGGAAUCUUGGAGACUAGCGCUGGCGUGCUGACCAUCAGGAACGCUGACACAUACAGAGCAUGGGGCGCAUCUUUGAAAUACCACCCCGCACUGAUCGAAUAUGAGACCAUGCCCAUUUACGAGGUGGUGCGCCUCAGCACGGCCGCCGCCGAGGCCGGGGCGAGGUUGGCGAACCUGGAGCAGGCCGUGGACGAGUACCAGCGGCAGUUCGACACGUGCCGCUGCGCGCCCUGCAGGCACAACGGCAUCCCCGUCCUUUCAGGCACUUCCUGUAGCUGCAUCUGUAAGUCGGGAUUCGAGGGGAGUGCCUGCGAGAAGACUUUAAGACCAGAUGCCAAGACGGACGGGUCAUGGUCCUGCUGGGGGUCGUGGUCAUCCUGCUCAUCGGGGAGGAAGACCAGGUCAAGGUCCUGUGACAAUCCUGCACCCGAUGGGGGUGGAAUAACCUGCCUGGGAUCCCCGACUCAGGCUCAGCGCUGCUGAGAAUAAUGAUGGUGUUUAGCGCAGGGGGAGCGCAAUAAAAAAAAACUCCUCUGCAAGAGCCGUCAACAGGAAAACCAGGUUUAAAUGAAAGGAAUAAAUGUGUGUUCCCAA